This is a messenger RNA of Seminavis robusta, 3020 nucleotides long. NCBI's taxonomy places the organism in Eukaryota, Bacillariophyta, Bacillariophyceae, Naviculales, Naviculaceae. The record is from the annotation of a GenBank genome assembly.
CCAACGACUGGACUCACCCCCUUCAGCUGUCACACAACAACCUCUUUAUUCAAUUCGACCAAGCAAGAAGCAGCAACAAAGGUCUCUCACUCAUCAUCAUUACUCGCAUACGACUGCACAUGGGAAUACGAAAGGAAGCAGACUGAUCAAGCAGCAGCACAGCGCCAAACUCGAAGGGCCAUCGAUCCAUAAUGUCUGUCGUCACAAAGGCUAGUGACGAGAAUGCUGUUCCUCCCUCAACUGGAAAGAAGAAGAAGGCUCGAAGGGUCUUUGGAAGCGUAUUGACGAAUGUGAACCACAGUCUGAGCUACUCGCCGUCGCCGUUCAAAGGCACUGAUGUAUCAUCGGACGGUACAAACUCUUCAUCAUCAAAGUGUCAAGAUCGCCUCGUCACCAACCUCUUUUCGAUUGACGAAAACGCUGGUUCUUCCUCUUUGAAAGAUGGGCGCAAAUCAAACCAAUCCUCGUCACAGCCCAGUGUGAGUCGUUCGGAGGCAUCGACAGUCAUACCGGUACCAGUAGUAUACAAGCCAUUUUCCAACAUUCUUGGUGAUCCAAAUAGCCUUGCUGUCAAAGAACGAAACCCUGAAAGAGUCUUUGUCCCACAGAGCAUCCGUGUUCCAGCCGACAAAACAUCCACCGAGUCCAAACUAUCAGUCGACAACUUUGGAUAUCCUAAGAGAGCUUCGAACCCCAACCCCAACAUCAAGUCCACUUUGCUUCGAAACACUGGUACGAAUGAGAUCAAUGGUCAACGCAGACAGGAAGUUCGUAGCGCGAAUGCAGCUCUGAACGCCGCCAAGAGAGCUCGAGAGAAGGCCAUGAGAGAAAAGGCGAAAGCUGCAGCUAUGAUCCGUGGUCAACUGAAGGAGGAGAAAGACGAGGCUUUGGAAUUCCACGAGGAAUCCAAGAAGAUUCGCCAAGAGCAACUCAAUCUACGAAGCCAACUCUCUUCCCAGUUUUCGAGAGCGAAAGCACAAAGGAACCAGCAAAAGAGACAAAUCCAACGUGAAGAGUGCGAGAAGGAAUCCAUCUUCAAAUCCACCGUGGCGCAAGAGCAGAAAAAAAGGCUCCAAGGAAUAGAAGAGAGGCGCCGUAGAGAAUCAGUUGCCAUUCGGACCAAGAUCCGUGCAAACAAUCGUCAAGGAGAGGAAAAGCUCAGACAGAUGAAGUUGGAGGAGGAAAGAGCAGUCCUAGAAGAACGUGAAAGCAGCAGUCUAGCCUUCAAACAAUACCAGAAGGAUCGUCGCAACAGUGUCAAAAAUAACUACCAGUUCAAAAGUGGUGAUGCCAUUCGGAUUCGGGAGCUCCACAACCAAAUGGAAUCACAACGACAAAAGAAACAGCAUGAGAGCUACGAGCUCACGUUCGCCGCUGAACGGGAUGUCGAUGGGUAUCGUCGUGAACAAGCUGAGCAACGUCGUCAAAGCCUGGCAUCACGCAACGCUGAGGCCAAGGAACAACGAGUAAAGGCCGAACAAACCUCGUACGAGGAGAAGCGAGCAGAGCACGAAAGCUAUGAUUUGAAACGAGAAGCCGAUCGAGAUGUCGACAACUGCAAGAAACUGCAGCUAGAGCAGCGUCGAGACAGUCUCGCAUUCCGCAACGAAGAAGGCAGAAAGCAUCGCCAGUUGCUGUCGGAACAACAAGGUCGGGAGAAAGCCUCAGAGCACAAGAGUUUCCAGCUCAAGUUUGCAGCAGACAAAGAUGUCGAAGCCUUCAAGCAGAACGAAGCAAGUAUGCGACGAAUGAGUUUGGAACAGCGCGGGGAGGCCGCUCGAGCCAUUCGCAAGAAGCAGAGCGAAGAGGAGGCUGCUCGACUGGAAAAUGAGCACAAGUCUUGGGAGUUGAAAUUUGCUGGCGAGAAAGAUGCAGCAGCAUACCAACGACAACUAGAAGAGAAUCGCCGCAAGAGUUUGAACCAGCGAAAUCAAGAAGCCAAAAAGCAACGCCAAGAGGAAGAAAAGCGCCGUACCCAAGAACUACAGAUACAGCAUGAGAUGUAUGAUCUGAAGUGGGAUGGCCAACGCGAUGCUCAAGCCUAUUUGAGGUCCCUGCAGGAAGAAAGGAGGCACAGCCUGAGCUCUCGCAACUCAGAGGCUCGAGAUCAACGGAAAGAAGCUGCAGAGCAGCGAUCAGCCCAACUUCGAGCUGAACACGAGAGCUUCGAGUUGAAUCGUGCCGCAAGCAAAGACGCAGAGGAAUACCAAAAGAAAACAGCACAGGAGCGACGGGAGAGCUUGGCCCGUCGAAACGAGGAGAAAGUCCGUCAUGCAAAGGUGAUGGAGGAACUGAAUGUUAUUUCCAAGGCUCACGAAGCGGAUUCCUACGCUCUCAAGUGGGAAGGAGAGGAAGAUGCAAAGGCGUACUUGCAAGAUGAAAAGGAGAAGCGGCGCAAAUCCCUUCAAUUUCGUCACGAAGAAGGCAAACGACAUCGGGAUGUUGAGGACGAAGUGCGGCGACGAGAGCUCGUGCAGGUCCAUGAGGAUGAAGAGCUCAAGGCAGCAGACCAUCAGGACGUGGCGAGAUACCAAAAAGAGUGCUCUGAACGAGACAGGACAUCCUUGGAGUUUCGUCGAAAGGAGGCAAUGAUUCACAGACUGGAGGAGGCCAAUCAACUACAGAUUGAACGAGAUCUCGAAGGUCGAAACAAGGAGAUCGAGGCAUUGGCCAGAAUCGAUGUUCAGGGGUACAUUAAGAGCUGCAAAAACGAACGACGCAAGUCGCUUGCCCAUCGAGCCAAAGAACGAAGGCGCCAUGCGGAUUGGGCAAGGCGCAAGGAACAGGAAGAGCAAAACCAGAGGAGCCUCGACGAGCGCUUGAGGGCUCGAGAUAGCCGGACCAUGGAACUUGCCCGACAGAAAGAACGCAGGGAUCGCGCCCUGGACGCGUUGCGUCAUUCGGAGUGCACAUUUUCAUCCUUCCCCUCAGCUUAGACUCUCGACACGUCUUGUAGUAUGAGCUUGUAGUGUACAAGUUCUUCCAUACGUAGUCUUUCGUAGUUUACAAGUUGCUUCGUU